GUGCAGGAUGAGCUCAGCAGCCGAGGAGAAAGAGGAGGAAGAGGAGGAAGCUGCAGCGAUAGAAACCGCCAAGUCAGUCGCACUCAGCCAGGAGAGAGACAUCCUGCACUGUCCUCACAACGGUGCGGACUCGGAGCCCCUUCAGAAGAAGAUGCGUCUCUCUUCAGAAGAACAGGACGACUCGGACGCUGCUGAAUUCUCAGUGGUCACUUUACCCAUGUCAGAGAGCGAUGACGGCUUCGAGGUGACGAUGACGGCAACAGCAGACGCUGAUCUCUCUGAUGAAGAAGUCGAUCACAUUCAGAUUCUGCAGGAGGAGGAAGAGGACUGCCCUUGUCCUGAUCAGAAGUCUGAAGUGUCUCCUGUCAGCCAGGCCUGGUUCACUACCAAGGAAGACAAAGACACACUGACUAACAAAGGUCACAAGUGGAAGCAGGGCAUGUGGGCGAAAGAGGAGAUCGACAUCCUGAUGAACAACAUCGAUCGAUACGUGAAGGCGCGAGGCAUCGAGGAUCCUGCAGAGAUAAUCUUCGAGAUGUCCAAAGAGGAGAGGAAGGACUUUUAUCGCUCCGUGGCGCUCGGAUUAAACCGGCCGCUGUUCGCCAUUUACAGACGAGUUCUCCGCAUGUACGACAACCGGAACCACGUCGGGAAGUAUACUCCCGAUGAGAUCGAGAAGCUCAGAGUGCUGAGGGAGAAACACGGGAACGACUGGGCGACGAUCGGCUCGGCUCUCGGUCGCAGCGCCUCGUCCGUUAAAGACCGCUGCCGCCUCAUGAAGGACACCUGCAACACAGGUAAAUGGACGGAGGAGGAGGAGCGGCGGCUCGCUGAGGUCGUGUACGAGAUGUCGGGCGUGAAGCCGGGCUUGGCGGUGACGGGAGGCGUUUCCUGGGCAACGGUGGCCGAUCAGGUGCGAACGAGGUCAGAAAAACAGUGUCGGUCGAAGUGGUUAAACUACCUGAACUGGAAACACAGCGGCGGGACGGAGUGGAUGAAAGAGGACGACGUCAACCUCAUACACAGGAUAUUGGAGCUGCAGGUGGAGGAGGAGAACGAGAUAAAGUGGGAGGAUCUGGCCGGCGGCUGGAGCAGCGUUCGGUCGCCUCAGUGGCUUCGAUCCAAGUGGUGGAGCAUCAAGAGACAAGUGUCCAACCACAAGGAGAUCCCCUUCAACGUCCUCCUAAAGGGUCUGCGGGAGCUCAUCGCUUCUUCACAAUCAGGAAGUCCCUCCUCUUCCUCUUCCUCCUCGCUGCAGAUCCGAUUCAACCGAUUGGACGAGAGCAGUGGAAGCCCCGCCCCCUCCUCUGUGGCGGCGCUGCAGAUUCCCGUACAGAUCACACACCUGGGUACAGAUUCGUCAGCAGCAGCCAACGAUAGUGAAACCAUCACUGGAGCCCUGCAGACCUUCGAGAUCCUGCCUUCGUUCCACCUGCAGCCCACAGGAACCCCGGGGACUUACUUCCUGCAGACGACGUCCAAUCAGGGCCUGAGUUUAGGCAAUAACAGCACGGUUACCCUGACGACAGGCUCCUCCCCCUCAUCACACGAACACAUCAUCCUGCACAGCCUGUCGACUGACGGCCUCUGUUCUAGCGACGGUGUCAUCAUCCAAACGGUCACAUCUGACUCCGCCUCCUCAGACCCUCUCGACCAAUCACAGAUGGAGGAAGAGGAGGAUCGCCUCAGCAACGAGAGUCUCCUUGGUUCUGUGAGCGUUGUCGCGGAAACUCAGGAGCCAAUCACAGAAGGCUUCACUGACAAGGAGUUAAGUUCACCGUCUGGCAGCACCGUGCUGAUUGUGUCUCCAAACAUCAGCAGCACCCUGACAGAUCCAAUCCUUGAGAACCAGGACGGCUCCGACUGAACUCCAAACAUGGUGAUCAAAGAACUACAGGAAUUGAAGGAAGCUGAUUCUUCGUCGUCUGUGGUGCUACUGUUGCGCAGGACGACAGGAAGUGGAAGCAGUUUGUAAAUGAAACCCCUGGAUUAAUUGUGAAGACGUGCCAAAGAGACUCAGAGACAGAGAAGGAUGUGACUUUUAAAUAAACACAUGUUCAUAUGUAAAUAUAAUUAAAUAAAUGUGAUGAUGUUGCGAAAUUAAUGGUGUCCGAAU
Molecule: messenger RNA, 2116 nt
Organism: Trematomus bernacchii (emerald rockcod)
Lineage: Eukaryota; Metazoa; Chordata; Actinopteri; Perciformes; Nototheniidae
Gene: dmtf1
Product: cyclin D binding myb-like transcription factor 1
Biological process (GO): regulation of transcription by RNA polymerase II
Cellular component (GO): nucleus
Molecular function (GO): RNA polymerase II cis-regulatory region sequence-specific DNA binding; DNA-binding transcription factor activity, RNA polymerase II-specific
Source: RefSeq, a predicted model, not a curated record